AUGAGCAGGAUUCGGACAAGUGAGGAUAGAGGUGAGAGAGACAUUUCUGGCAAAGGGAUCAGAAAGAGCAAAGGCCCCAAAGCUGGAAGAGAAGGGGGUAAUUGGAGACCUGCAAACACAUCAGUGUUCAGAGAACACAGUCUGACAGAGGAUGGCUGGGGAGGUGACCUAGGAGGCCAGGCAGCAGAGUCCCAGGCAGCCCGAGAGGACUCUGAACUCUUCCCUGAUGACAUGGAAGGACGAUGUGCUGGGGACAGCCUAGGGAUGAUGAUUCGUGGUCAAACUGAAGAAUCUCAUGUAGCGGAAGUGCAGACGGAGCAGAGGAAUUCCUUUCUAAGGCCAGAGCUGGAACAGCAGGAACUGGGGUGGUUUCAUCGUUCCUUCGUAGAACCUCUCAGAUUUCACAAUUGUAUAUUGACUUUUGUGUUUUGUUCUUUACUCUGA
Rangifer tarandus platyrhynchus (Svalbard reindeer) is the source of this 444-nucleotide messenger RNA. NCBI's taxonomy places the organism in Eukaryota, Metazoa, Chordata, Mammalia, Artiodactyla, Cervidae. The record is from the annotation of a GenBank genome assembly.